AUGACUGAGUCCGCUCAUUUGACCGAUGGACUUUUUAACGUGAAAAGUGUAUGCGAAGUUUCUUUCGCCGACCUCGUAAAACCUACUCGUCUGAUUUUCAGCCGAGCCUUUUUCAUGCAAGUUCUAGUUUUCUUUUUAAUGUUCCUGUACUCAUUAGCGACAGUUUUAAGGGCGUACCGCGAGAAAAGGUUCAUGAGAAUGUUAAAAAAGAACCCUGUUGCGACCAGGAUUUUCGGCGCAACGACCCUGUUGUAGGCACCCAACGCUUUACCAAGACCAAAUCGACCGCGUACUACAACUCGCUAACAUACGCAUUGUCGCUAAUAAACAAUUCCUCCGAAGAAAUUUCGUCGACUGAUGAGGACAGCGAAGGAAAAGAAGUUGUUCGGUCAAACCAACCUCAAGGUAUAAUCUCUCGGAACACCCUCCAACAGUGCCCGCUCACAAACUUAUCCCCAGAACGCCAACCUGAUUUAGACCUUGAGUCCGAAACAGAUGAGGAAGAUCUAUUUCGGCAGAUGCAAGCGCUGGGGCUUCCUACUUGCUUUGGACGUCAACAGUAAGACCAACCUUUGUUUUCAUUCGUAGGCACCAUCGAAAAGCAGCAAGACCUCGGCGAACGGGAAACCCUGUGUACGGUUAGAAUUUAAUUCUGAUUACUUGGCUUGGUAACUUUAGUUAACACAAGAUUAUUUAGGUCUUUCAGCGGGAAAAGUAAAAAUUCCAUAAUGCUUGUAUUUACGUUACUACAUAUACCUCUGUCGUUUUAUCGCUCUGACCAAUGUGACUACUUGCCGUCCUCCUCCUCAAAGCUCUGCUAACCCACGUGAAAACUACUGUUCCGCCGUCACCAUCGACUGCCUGGUUUUACUUGGAGUCGCUCGCGACCCAGAGCCAAGGAAAUGCCCCUUACGGACGCACAGCGCUGAAAAUCUCACCGGUAAUUUUGUUUUCUUCAUGGUCCAUUUUAAACUGAUGAUACAGACCAAAUUUCCUCUAUUACGAGACACACCGUUAUGCGUAAACUUUUAUCCUUUCAAUUCAUAUCAUUUUUUUGUUUCGAACUCGUUUGUUUUUGAAAAUCACAUGAUUACCGAUCUACUAUGAUAGGCCACGGAUGUGUGGCACUCGAAAUAUCUUCCUCCAGAGUACCUUUUUAUGCAUCAGAAAAAGAGUUUAGCGUUAAUACAAUUUUUGCCUUUAUACAUAUUUUUGAAAACAUUUUCUCUCCCAAAAGGCCCCAAGUACCACAAUCCCCAUAUUACAGGUGACUUUGCGCCAUAGUUCAGGGGGUGGGGGGUCCAUUUUUUACAAUGUGUCCUUUUUACGCAUUUAAACAAAAAUGAAACGUAAGUACGAGUUUUCCUUCUUAUAUAUAUAUAUUUAUGAUAGUGGGCGCUCACCGGUCAGGUUACGGAACAUGCUCGUUCCGUUGUGCCUUGUGGCUCAUACUAGAACCCUCGCAGGCAGUCGCACAGCGACUAGUAGUAGAUAUAGAUGAGAUGGUACCGACAAAGACAAGGGAGACCGGAAUGGCCAUUUCUGGCUUAUUAGCCGUCAUCAGCCAGCCAUACCCAAGCCCGAAGUGUGGAUCAGUGGUAGAGCGUCAAAGUCCAUGACCAAAGAUCCCGGGUUCGAAUCUCAAGUGAUCCACACUUGGGGUUGGGUAUGACUGGCUGAUGACGGCUAAUAAGCCAGAAAUGGCCAUUCCGGUCUCCCUUGUCUUUGUCGGUACCAUCUCAUAUAUAUAUAUAUAUAUAUAUAUAUAUAUAUAUGCGUAAAUAUUGAAAGGUAGGCAUCCCAAGCGAUAUAAGUUGAAAAGAGGUGGGUUCUUUGGGACAAGAGGGUUUAUUGCGUAAAUUUUCGACGCUGGUUCCCCAGGUCGUCGUCAGACGCAAGCGGAAAGCAAAUGUGAAAGCAAGAAACAGCUAACGUCAAGAGUGCACAAAAAUCGAUACUUGCAUGGCGUGUGCGCCGGUUGGCGGCCGUCGUGUGUCAGUCUGAGCUGGUUGGUUCCCUUCUCUUCCAUUUCUCCUUCAGGUUUCUGUACACGGCAUCCAACUCGAUAUGCCGGUUGAUGCAUGA
Spirometra erinaceieuropaei is the source of this 2085-nucleotide messenger RNA. Lineage: Eukaryota; Metazoa; Platyhelminthes; Cestoda; Diphyllobothriidea; Diphyllobothriidae. The record is from the annotation of a GenBank genome assembly.